Molecule: messenger RNA, 1921 nt
Organism: Pipra filicauda (Wire-tailed manakin)
Lineage: Eukaryota; Metazoa; Chordata; Aves; Passeriformes; Pipridae
Gene: PTGES3
Product: prostaglandin E synthase 3
Biological process (GO): protein folding; prostaglandin biosynthetic process; telomerase holoenzyme complex assembly
Cellular component (GO): cytosol; nucleus
Molecular function (GO): protein-folding chaperone binding; prostaglandin-E synthase activity; Hsp90 protein binding
Source: RefSeq, a predicted model, not a curated record
AUCCAGGCUGGAAGCACAGCCCCCAGGAGCCACCGUGGAUCGGGCAGAGCCAUGAGGGCUCUGGGGUGAAGCUGAGCCUCCACGUUGCCGAUCAGUGCUGCUGGGAAGCUUCUAGAACCUGUUCCACCGUGCUGGAAUCACAAUUGUCAUCGGAAUGUGGCGACUGGAAGAGCCAGAGGAGCUUGGGAAGUCCCCAAAACGCGGGUGGAUGGGACAGAGGAAACCCUCUGGAGUGGGACACAGUGCCUUGUUCCCCGGGAACCACACGGGAGGGAGCCCGUUGGAGUUACCUCCUCCUUCCCAACGAGCUCGGUCCCGGGGCUGAGGGAUAACCAGAGCCCCUUGGCAGGAGGCCGAGGCUCCGUGGGGACAGAACUCUGUGCAACAGGUGAUCCUGCUCCCGAGUCCUGGCGUCCGUGAGAGGAGGAGAUGGUUCCGUGGGGGUGUGGGAACAGCUCCGGAGCGCUGGGAGCACGUGCAGGGCUGCUGGGUGUGGGUUGUCUCCUGGGAAUCUCCGUGUGGGCGAACGAGCCGCGGCUUCCGCCUCGGCCCAGCUCUGGGCGGCAGCUCCGGCGCGUCCUGCGCUGCUGGUUGGGACGGGGACCUGCCUCUGCCAAGUGGUACGACCGGAGGGACUACGUCUUUAUCGAGUUCUGUGUCGAAGACAGCAAAGAUGUUAAUGUAAAUUUUGAAAAGUCCAAACUCACGUUCAGUUGUCUUGGAGGAAGCGAUAACUUUAAACAUUUAAAUGAAAUCGACCUUUUUAAUAAUAUCGAUCCAAAUGAAUCAAAGCAUAAAAGAACAGACAGAUCCAUCUUAUGUUGUUUACGAAAAGGAGAGUCUGGUCAGGCAUGGCCAAGGUUAACAAAAGAGAGGGCAAAGCUCAACUGGCUCAGCGUGGACUUCAACAACUGGAAAGACUGGGAAGAUGAUUCAGAUGAAGACAUGUCCAAUUUCGAUCGCUUUUCCGAGAUGAUGAACAACAUGGGUGGAGACGACGACGUAGAUUUGCCAGAAGUAGAUGGGGCAGAUGAUGACUCACCAGACAGCGAUGAUGAAAAAAUGCCGGAUCUGGAGUAAGGAAAACUGUCGUCUUCAGGGUUUUGGGGAAAGAACUUCAUCACAACAUUUCAUAAUUGAGAUAAGAAUUCCUGAGUUGAUAGCCCUAAAGGGAGAUCCUGCAUCCUUUAACCCAUUUUCAGUCCAUUUUAAAUGGCUUCACUGAUGGUAGGUGUGUCCCAUGGCACGGGGCGGUCUUAAGCCACGAGAGGCAAUAACGUUAUGCAUGAACCGUUUUCCAGACUUCCAAAAAAAGACAAACAAACCCCCCAAUUGAGGUGUAGGCAAUCCGUACAGAACAGUUGCAAUAAAGUUUACAGAGCCUCCUUGCCUCGUAGCAGAUGUAAUUACAAUGGGAGAACCCCUGAAUUUACACCAAAUGGUUAAGCAUUUUUCCCCCCCCUUCCUCCUCCACGGCCUGAAAUUGUCUGUUUGUACCGGGAACAAAACUUGUUGUCAUUGGCUCCCCAAAUUCAGCAGGCGAGGCAACAUCCCUCCGUGGCGUCUUCAGGUCUGUUCCACUAAAGUUCGUAUUGAAAAGGAAAACCUAAAACUUCUCCUCGUUUGGUGUUGGGCCCCCCCGAGCCCCCGAGCGGUGCCGGUGGCCGGAGCCUGUCCCUGGUUCCGUGUGACCCCCCCCAGACCUCCCCCCUCCUCGCCCGGGGUGAGUGGCUGUACAUUGUUUGCUUUGUCAAUCUGUACAUUUAGACCAAAUCGUAUUUGCACUGUGGGUUUGGCAGCGAGUGACAGACCGUGGGGCCUGCGACCGGGCUGAGAAACCUCAAUUUAUGUUCAGAGCAGCUGGGAUUUUUUUAAUGUCUGCAUUCUUUCUAAUAAACUGUUGAAGACUCCCUGGCUCUCC